UGCAUUCAUUAUGUUUGGCACCGUCGACGCGGCCACAACACAAUUCUCUCUGAAUCCGAAAGAUCUUCGUCACGUUGAGAUUGUCAAUUCUUCUAAAUUCUAAAGCCGACUUACGAGACGCGUGUGUGAGUGUAUGUGCUUGUGUGUAUUGCAAUUUGAAUGAAAAUGUUUGAAAUGUGGAUUUGUGUACCAAGCUGCUGACACCUGUUUGCCAAGAACUAGAGCUCUGAGUUGACCUUUAGCUGCGAGAGUUACUUUUCAAUUGUAUGCAAUAAAUAACAAAAUAUAUGCAAAUAUUUCAAAAUAAACGACAGAAUGUUAUCGCCGCAUUUUCGCCACCUAAUUGUGCUGCUAAGCCUGAGCGCAGCUGUCUUUGCCGAUGAGUCAAUAACUGCGGAACGCAACCACAAGAAACGUCAGAUCUAUCGAGAGCAAGUGCUGCCACAUGCGGGUGGCAAGAUACCCGACACCGCCUUUGAAACCGAUCGACUGUUUCUGAACCGCUUGCAAAAGGAGGGCAUUUCCGUGCCAGAUGGCAUUGUGCCCGAGCAACGCAAUCCACAGGUUUACCAAUACUACAACAAGCCCAUGCGCACCGUUUACCACAUAGCGCUCAGCUCCGAUGGCCGUUAUACGCCGCGAGAGGGUCGCUAUCAGUACCGUCAGGUGCCCAGCGUGGAGACUACCUAUCUGUAUCCGCAGGCCGUGGGCCAUCCGUAUGUGCUCGUGCCGCCCAAGCAUGCAUUGCCCAGCUACCGUCAACUGCAGCUGCACAAUCCGUUGCUCAAUCAAGUGAAAUUCCAGCCCAAGAAAGUGCCCAAUUUUCUGGAACUGGCGCCCACCGUGGGCAAGAGCCAUGCAUCGAGCGCAUCAGGCAAGGCGCAGUCCUAUCAAAAGGUGAAUCUCUUGCAUGGCCAAGCGGUGCCUGCGUUCAAGAAAACAGCCGGUGGGAGUAAGACCUAUGUGGAUAGCUAUGGCAAGACUCACCUCUUUAGUGAAUUCGACGAUUUGCUUAACAAGCUCGACUUGAAUCCAGCAGGACACAAGUUGUAUUAGUUUGUCCGUUUGUUUUUCUCUAAGCGCAUAAAUUAUAAGCCCUAGAAUUUAAGACAUAACAAUAGACAAUUCGUGACAAUUAAAAACAAAAUCUUCGUUUAUGGUUGAGCUUAUAGAGUAUUAAGUACUUAUUGUAACCAUGCCAAUGACGAUCCGUUUACACGCCAUUCAAUUAUUUUAGCCAAGUUGAAUGUACUUUCCAUUUACUGUUAUUACACUCGAUCAUAUCAUAUUUAAUAAGUAUUUCUUGUAUUUAAGUCAGCCGCAAAUUUGUUAAGCGUAAAAAAAAUGUUUGCUUGCAAAAUAAACCAUAUUGCAUUAUGCUUUCCUGCACAAGCAAUAACUACUUACUACAUAUGCAUAAGAUACUUAUGCUUAUCAUCGUUAUAUGUACCUAAAGUUUUACUGUACUAUUUAGGCAGUGCGAUCUGUUUGUUCAAUUGCGAAGCAAAUAUACAAAAAC
Drosophila navojoa is the source of this 1519-nucleotide messenger RNA. RefSeq lists its product as uncharacterized. NCBI's taxonomy places the organism in Eukaryota, Metazoa, Arthropoda, Insecta, Diptera, Drosophilidae. The record is from RefSeq and is a predicted model, not a curated record.